Messenger RNA from Plasmopara halstedii, 339 nucleotides. RefSeq lists its product as uncharacterized. Lineage: Eukaryota; Oomycota; Peronosporomycetes; Peronosporales; Peronosporaceae. The record is from RefSeq and is a predicted model, not a curated record. The transcript has a single exon. Bases 1 to 339 code for a protein of 112 amino acids.
AUGUCAAGAGGGUCGAUUCCUCUACUUAAUGCGACCGGACCCCCAUCCGACAACAUCUUACCCCGAACAAUUGAUCACCUACUGCUAGCAACGAAAAUUGAGUUUGAUCAACUCUUUGACACCACAGCAAAUGACUUCUACAUCUGUGUCCUGAUAGAGCUUGUCUCAAUGCUGCACGAAUCUCCUCAAUUAAGACAUCUUGCAAUCGUCGGAUUUGGUCAUUGUUGUCAACAAUACACUGCUGCACUUCGUCGCGGAGGAUUGACGUAUUCAAAGUCGUGCAAAACAGAUAGCUUUGCAGUAGCUCGAACUUGUCGAAUUCAUCGGAAUCACAGUUGA